This is a messenger RNA of Silurus meridionalis, 1812 nucleotides long. RefSeq names its product trafficking regulator of GLUT4 (SLC2A4) 1b (gene trarg1b). The coding region runs from base 406 to 906 and encodes 166 amino acids. Gene Ontology annotation, cellular component: membrane. The transcript has 3 exons. The record is from RefSeq and is a predicted model, not a curated record. Lineage: Eukaryota; Metazoa; Chordata; Actinopteri; Siluriformes; Siluridae.
AUGUUUUCGUGUCCACAAGGAACACAAGACAUCCCAUUUAAUGCAUUGACUGCACUUUCUGCAGGUUGUAGGGAGAAGAGGAAUGAAGUAAUCAUGAACAGGAUCCACCAAUCAGAAUACGAGUUCGGGUCUAACCACUAGAAAGCAUUCAGACCUCUGAGAUCUGCUGCUCUUAAAGCCUCUGUCUUAAUGCAGGACGCUUUACUUUUUUUCUGUGCAUCUCUUAAUACACACUGAGCUUCGCUGAAAUAUUGAUGAGAGAGUCGGAUAAGAAAUCAAUCUUUCCUGUAAGAAGGGGCUGCGCUUCACCCGGCGGUGGGAUUAAUUAAAAACCAAGGGUCCUAUGUUUCAUUUAGAGGAGUUCCGCGUUUUUAUUGGUGCGACUCAGUGCGACUUUUCCCAGUGAUGGCAGUCAAUACGGAUGCCGACUUUGAGUCCAGUGUCGUGACCGAGAACGCGGCGGGGUUCCGGGACGCGCAGUGCAGGGACACGCAGAAGCUCCUCGGCGUGGUCACGGGCGACCCCAGGGAUAGUGUCGGGGGCCGCUCCGACUCCCGGCGGCCGAGCGUCAAGUCGCAGAAGUCGCUCCGGUCCCUGAGCGCCGACCAGCACAGCUACAAGUCCGCGGGGACUGGAAGCAUCCAGUCGCCGCCACGCUCUCCGGCGCCCGAGCGCAACGAACCCGAGCCACGCAGCUACAUGUGGCUUGCGCUCUUCUCGUGCUUCUGUCCCGCACUGCCGCUCAACGUCAUCGCGCUCUACUUCUCCCACGCAUCACGCUCCAUGAGCCAGGCUAAUGAUUUUGAUGGAGCGAGGAGACUGGGCCGGCGUUCACUACUCUUCAGCAUCAUGGCCAUCGUUGUUGGUCUGACCAUAAUCCUUUAUCUAGCCAUCACAGAGAGCUGAUGCGUCUUGGUAUAUAAAGAACACCUUUGUAUCACGGACGAUCUUUCGGGGCAUGGCACGUCCUCCUCAGGAUGUGAGCAACCUCAUCCAGAUCUUAAAGGACUAGAAUAUCUUGCACUACAAUUACAAAAUACAUGUCAUGCCUUACCAUAUCUCAGGCAAUAUUCGAAAUUGUUUGGAUUUCUCAUGCAUGCUCUGUCUCCGUCCUCCGGGGCAGUACACGACGUCUGAGUGGGCCGUGUCCUGUCGGACGAAUAAACUGUCAUGAGCUGAAAUCUGCCAUUAAAGCUUGAAAACAAAGCAGAACAAACAACAACAAUGACAAAAAAUACAUGAUAAUUCUAUGGACUAGAAUAAUUUCUAUGAAUUCUAUGCAUUUUCUUAAUUGUUGCCAAUCCAAUGCAGGCAUGCCAUUUGUAUUUUAACCAUCGAAAAUGUCAUUUGAAGGAAAAAACCUCUAAUAUUGAAAAGUAUGCAUAAUUAAAGUAAUAUAUUUAAUAAUAUACAACCAUAUAUAAUAAUUACAAUGUGCUGCUGUCAGUUUCAAGUCUUAUUUACUUCUUCUUUUUUUUUUUUUUUAAACAAACUGCUGGAUUAAGGGAUCAUUUCCUUUUUUCUCUCCACUCUAACAAGCACAGAUUUCUAAAUAAUCACCAACCGAGCCACAGGUGAGGCUUUUCAUUUGAAUUCAAUCUGAUUUUCAUGUUUCAUGAUUUUCAAAACAAGUGUCAGGAAGGUGGCUGGUCCACAUCCUGUGCCAUUUUACGCCAGUUUUUCUAUGUAUUAAAAUGAUUUCAAGUCUUUGUAGAUUUGAUUUAUCGUAUUAUUAUAUGCAAAUGAAGCGUCAGUAUUGGUAUUCAUGCACAUUUCCUGCAUGUCUUGAAAUAAACAAGCCUGGUUCAUCGA